This is a messenger RNA of Mucor mucedo, 1694 nucleotides long. RefSeq lists its product as uncharacterized. The record is from RefSeq and is a predicted model, not a curated record. The coding region runs from base 27 to 1625 and encodes 532 amino acids. Gene Ontology annotation, molecular function: protein binding. The transcript is spliced from 9 exons. NCBI's taxonomy places the organism in Eukaryota, Fungi, Mucoromycota, Mucoromycetes, Mucorales, Mucoraceae. Gene Ontology annotation, cellular component: cell cortex of cell tip.
UUUUUUCUCUUCUGCUGCAGACAUUAAUGUACACGUUCUGUUUAGUACUAGUACUUCUCAUUGUGUCGACGGCCAAUUAUACAGCGGCACAAAUUCAUCUCAAAUCCAGAUCAGAUGCUUCGUGUGGUUAUUUUUCGAACAAAAUUUACUGCUACGGAGGAACACCAACUAACGCACCCGACGACCCGGACUAUGUGAGUAUGCUCGAUUUAUUAGCCUACGAUGGGAGUAAACCAGAGGAAUUAGAAAAUAAAUGGGUAACCGUCAAUACAGCCGAGAAUGAUCUUAAUACUACGCAGCAUAGAAGCCAUCAACAGUAUAUGCAACUAUCAAAUGAAAACACGCUUUUGAUCAAUGGCGGUGAUGUAAAUUACACACUUCCUGCCCUAGAAACUCAGACUCUUGCUUUUAACGUAACAACCCUAUCAUGGAAAGCGUACCCGAGUUAUCAGGAACCACCUUUUGGCACAAGACAAAUCUUCCGAGCAUCGUCAGUCUUUGUCCCUGAAUUUGGAGUCGGGUUCUAUGGUGGAUCUGAAGCUAACACCAACAGCAGUUGGAGCUACCCGGGAGUUGAUAUGUCAGUUUACAAUAACGUCGCAGCUCGUAGUCGGUAUAUUGGUUAUACUAGCUUAACCUUUUUUGAUAUAAGAAAUGAAACAAAUCCUUGGUCAGUUUAUCCGAUCCAAAAAAACAUGCCUUCUGGUUUUGCAUACCAUCAAAAAUCAAUCUUCGAUGCUAAAAGCAAUCGCAUAUUUUUUUUUGGAGGUGUUGUCAAAGAUACGGUUGCGACUACAAAGUAUGCUACUCUCUUUUCAAGCUCAAUGGUAUUUGAUUUUGUGAAGGGUGAAUGGGGAUCGCAACCAUUGACUGGACAGGGUCCAACUACGAGAUUUGGUCAUUCUGUUACCCUAAUUGGAGCUAAACAAAGACAUGUGCUUGUGUACGGAGGUCAGGGUGUGUCACCUACGGAUAGCGUUCGCUCGGACUAUUGUUAUACCCUGGAUCUUGAUUCAUACAGCUGGCAUCAACAAAACAUUUCGGCCCCACCAGACGUUUCACUAGUUAGAACACAACAUUCAGCUGUGGCUGUAGACAAUGAUACGGUCUUUAUUAUUUUCGGAAUUAUAGAAAAGACAAAGGAAGCAACUCUUUCCAUACUCAUGCUUAACGUAAGUGAUCCUUACAAUGUAACAUUAAACGAGAGGUAUGAAAUACCCAAGGUACGGGCAGCACUUCCUGCAGAAGCCCAAGGAAUCAAACAAAACUCUGUAGGAAAAACUAUAGGUAUCGCUGUUGGUGUUACAGCUGCUGGAUUGAUUUUAGUGGCAGUCAUUAUUUUCUUAAUUAUAAGAAGAAGAAAAGCUGCAAAGAGAAAGGAAGACAUUUUAAUGGAAGUUAAUUGGGAUGAAAUCGAUCAAACGUGCGCUGAAAAGCCACCUGCGGGAUAUUCCCCUCAGUUGACUGAAGAUGUUACUGUAGUAAAUGAGGUACUAGUCCCAGACGCUAUUCUUCCCAAAAUAGUGCAUGACAGUGAAACAAAGUUACAACGCCCUGAUGCCAUAGACGAAAGUGACGAAUCUACCAUGCACAAAAAUCCUUUGCAGAAGCCCAAUGUUUCUUAAGUCAUGCGACAGUUAUAUAUUAGGACAAUAUAUUUGUAAAUAAAACAUUGUUAUUUUAUAUCUAGAAAA